This is a messenger RNA of Podarcis raffonei (Aeolian wall lizard), 3807 nucleotides long. It is a transcript of the gene CACNA2D3, whose product is annotated as calcium voltage-gated channel auxiliary subunit alpha2delta 3. The record is from RefSeq and is a predicted model, not a curated record. Gene Ontology annotation, molecular function: voltage-gated calcium channel activity. NCBI's taxonomy places the organism in Eukaryota, Metazoa, Chordata, Lepidosauria, Squamata, Lacertidae. The transcript has 38 exons. Gene Ontology annotation, cellular component: voltage-gated calcium channel complex. Bases 193 to 3456 code for a protein of 1087 amino acids.
CUCAGGAACUGGAGCGAAGCCAGCCAGCCCGCCGCCCCGCUCGCGGAGCUGAGGAGAAGAGGAUGGCGCCGUGACUCCGCGCCCCGCCGCGCCCCGGCUCCGCGCUCGCCCGCCCGCUCGCUUUUCCCUCUCCGCCGCCGCCGCGCAAGCCGAGAGCAGCGUCGCUGGGAAGGCAAGCCGAGGAGCGACACCAUGCCCGGGCUCGGGAGGGCUUCCGCGGGGCUCCUCGCCCUCUUCUGGGCAGGUGUUUGCCUCAGCCUGGUGGCCGUGGCCGGCUCGGAGCAGCAGAUCCCCUUGGCCGUUGUGAAACUCUGGGCCUCUGCAUUUGGUGGGGAGAUCAGAUCCAUCGCAGCGAAAUACUCAGGUUCCCAACUUCUGCAGAAGAAAUAUAAAGAAUAUGAGAAGGAUGUUACUGUAGAAGAAAUUGAUGGUCUUCAGCUUGUGAAGAAGCUGGCAAAAAAUAUGGAGGAGAUGUUUCACAAAAAGUCUGAAGCUGUACGGCGUCUUGUUGAAGCUGCAGAAGAUGCUCAUUUGAAACAUGAAUUUGACGCUGAUUUACAGUAUGAAUAUUUCAAUGCUGUCCUCAUUAAUGAGCGGGAUGAAGAUGGGAACUUCUUAGAACUGGGGAAGGAAUUCAUCCUAGAACCAAAUGACCAUUUUAAUAACUUGCCUGUGAAUGUUACCCUGAGUGAUGUCCAAGUGCCAACCAACAUGUACAACAAAGAUCCUGCUAUUGUGAACGGAGUCUUUUGGUCUGAAUCAUUAAACAAAGUGUUUGUUGACAACUUUGACCGUGACCCUUCCCUUAUAUGGCAAUAUUUUGGAAGCGCAAAGGGCUUUUUUAGGCAAUACCCAGGAAUUAAAUGGGAGCCAGACGAAAAUGGAGUCAUUGCAUUUGAUUGCAGAAAUCGAAAAUGGUAUAUCCAGGCAGCCACUUCUCCCAAAGAUGUAGUCAUUUUAGUGGAUGUCAGUGGCAGCAUGAAAGGACUCCGCCUGACAAUUGCAAAGCAGACUGUGUCGUCCAUUUUGGAUACUCUGGGAGAUGAUGAUUUUUUUAACAUAAUUGCUUACAAUGAAGAACUGCACUACGUAGAACCUUGCUUGAAUGGAACAUUAGUUCAAGCAGACAGAGCCAACAAAGAGCACUUCAGGGAGCACCUUGACAAACUUUUUGCCAAAGGAAUCGGAAUGUUGGAUAUAGCUUUAAUUGAAGCUUUCAACAUGCUCAGUGAUUUCAAUCAUACAGGACAAGGGAGUAUUUGCAGUCAAGCCAUAAUGCUAAUUACGGAUGGUGCUGUGGACACUUAUGAUGCCAUUUUUGAAAAGUAUAAUUGGCCAGAUAGGAAGGUUCGUAUAUUCACCUACUUGAUAGGAAGAGAAGCUGCCUUUGCUGAUAACCUCAAGUGGAUGGCUUGUGCCAACAAAGGGUUUUUCACUCAGAUAUCUACUCUAGCCGAUGUUCAGGAAAACGUUAUGGAAUAUCUCCAUGUGCUUAGUCGACCCAAAGUGAUCGAUCAAGAGCACGACGUGGUAUGGACUGAAGCCUAUGUUGACAGCACUCUUCCUCAGGCUCAAAAGCUUGCAGACGAUCAGGGAUUGGUUUUGAUGACCACUGUUGCCAUGCCAGUAUUUAGUAAGCAAAAUGAGACUAGAUCGAAAGGCAUUCUUUUGGGAGUUGUCGGCACAGAUGUUCCAGUGAAAGAACUUCUAAAGACUAUUCCAAAAUACAAGUUAGGUAUUCAUGGAUAUGCAUUCGCAAUCACGAACAAUGGAUACAUUCUGACUCAUCCAGAACUCAGGCCUCUGUAUGAAGAAGUAAAAAAGCGAAGGAAGCCCAACUAUAGCAGCGUCGACCUUUCCGAGGUGGAGUGGGAAGACAGGGAUGAUGUGCUUCGAAAUGCAAUGGUGAAUCAGAAAACAGGAAAAUUCUCUAUGGAAGUGAAGAAAACCGUGGACAAAGGGAAGCGGGUGUUGGUGAUGACAAAUGACUACUAUUAUACAGACAUCAAGGGGACUCCUUUCAGUUUAGGUGUGGCUCUCUCUAGAGGACACGGCAAAUAUUUCUUCAGAGGAAACGUGACUAUAGAAGAAGGAUUGAAUGAUUUAGAACAGCCUGAUGUAUCUUUGGCAGAUGAAUGGUCAUAUUGCAACACAGACUUGCAUCCUGAGCACCGCCAAAUGACUCAGCUGAAGGCUAUUCAAAACUACCUCAUGGGGAAAGAGCCAUUGCUUCCUUGUGAUAAAGAAUUAAUACAGGAAGUACUGUUUGAUGCAGUGGUCAGCGCACCAAUAGAAGCUUAUUGGACCAGCCUUGCACUGAACAAAUCAGAAAAUUCAGACAAGGGAGUGGAAGUUGCCUUCCUUGGAACUCGGACGGGUCUUUCUCGUGUCAAUUUGUUUGUGGGACCGGAACAGCUAACUAAUCAAGACUUCUUGACAGCUGGAGACAAGGAGAAUAUUUUCAAUGCUGAUCAUUUCCCGCUUUGGUACAGAAGAGCUGCAGAACAGAUACCAGGAAGCUUUGUCUACUCAAUCCCUUUCAGCACAGAAACAGCAAACAAAAGCAAUGUGGUAACAGCAAGUACUGCCAUUCAGCUUCUAGAUGACAGAAAAUCUCCAGUGGUAGCAGCUGUUGGUAUCCAGAUGAAACUUGAGUUUUUCCAGAGGAAAUUUUGGACUGCUAGUAGACAGUGUACAUCUCUGGAUGGGAGAUGCUCUAUCAGCUGUGAUGACGAGAAUAUUAACUGUUACCUCAUUGAUAAUAAUGGAUUUAUACUAGUUUCAGAAGAUUACACACAGACUGGAAACUUCUUUGGUGAGGUUGAGGGUGCAGUGAUGAACAAAUUGCUCAUAAUGGGUUCUUUUAAAAGAAUUACUCUUUAUGACUACCAAGCCAUGUGCAAAACAACCAAAGAAAGUAGCGACAGCGCCCAUAGCCUACUGGAUCCUUAUAAAGCUUUCUUUGCUGCAAUAAAAUGGAUUGUGACUGAACUUGUCUUGUUUCUGGUGGAAUUUAAUCUAUGCAAUUGGUGGCAUUCAGAUCUAACAACAAAGGCUCAGAGAUUGAAACAAACCCUAGAGCCUUGUGACACUGAAUACCCAGCCUUUGUUUCUGAACGCACAAUCAAGGAGACCACAGGCAAUAUUGAUUGCGAUGAUUGUUUCAAGUCCUUCGUUAUCCAGCAAAUUCAAAACAGCAAUCUCUUCAUGGUGGUAGUAAGUAAUGAAUGUGACUGCGAGUCUGUUUUGCCAAUUACCAUGGAACCAAUAGAAAUAAGGUAUAAUGAAUCCCUAAAAUGUGAACGCUUAAAAUCCCACAAGAUUAGAAGACGUCCAGAGUCUUGCCAUGGAUUUCAUCCUGAGGAGAAUGCCAGAGAAUGUGGUGGUGUUUUAGGCCUGAGUGCUAAGCCUGCUCUUCUUGCGCUUCCUCUGCUUCUGGCCGUUUUCUCAAGGUGACACUGACUGAGAAGCAAUCACUUGGCAUGCUAAACAAUACAUGGAUAAACUGUGAACUGAGAAAAGGUGCAACUUAGAAGACAUGAAACUAUAGUCAAAACAUCAGCAUUUCAUGAUUUUAAAUGGUGGGAUGAUAUAAACUCUCCAAAUUAUGUAAAAAAAGAGAGAGAGAGGGAGAGAUUUAUCUUUUUUUGGUGCAUCAUGCAAAGAUGGAUUUGCCAUACAAUAGUCACAAUUCAUCAAGAACAGGACUUCAGUAGAUAGAAACAGAUGGUCAUUAUUUUCUGCUUUGUUCCAUGGAAAACGGUUUAAAACUGUGUACUUUUUAAAUAAAGUAUAUUAAAAUCACAA